AUGCAACGUAUCUAUGCUGUGUUUGUCGCUGUAUUGAUCGAUAUAAAGGCGUCGUUGGGAAAGGAGGAUUCGGUUGUCAGCCUCAGUUCCGGAGUUUCACUUCGUAGCGUGCGUCAAGCUAGCGCGACUCAACUUACCGCCGCGCGAAAUAUGUCCGCUGUCGUAGCAGGGGCCUGGUCGAAGCAGUGCAUCGUACUCUCGAGAUAUGAAGCUAUCGACAUCGUAUAG
Fulvia fulva is the source of this 228-nucleotide messenger RNA. RefSeq lists its product as uncharacterized. Bases 1 to 228 code for a protein of 75 amino acids. The transcript has a single exon. The record is from RefSeq and is a predicted model, not a curated record. Lineage: Eukaryota; Fungi; Ascomycota; Dothideomycetes; Mycosphaerellales; Mycosphaerellaceae.